Molecule: messenger RNA, 4405 nt
Organism: Xiphias gladius (swordfish)
Lineage: Eukaryota; Metazoa; Chordata; Actinopteri; Istiophoriformes; Xiphiidae
Product: flocculation protein FLO11-like
Exons: 3
Coding region: 258-2108 (616 amino acids)
Biological process (GO): regulation of transcription by RNA polymerase II
Molecular function (GO): DNA-binding transcription factor activity, RNA polymerase II-specific; RNA polymerase II cis-regulatory region sequence-specific DNA binding
Source: RefSeq, a predicted model, not a curated record
AAAAGGAACAAGCGACAGAAAACCGAAAACAUUUAUCCUGGCAGAAAGCGAGGAGUGCGAUGGAAACGGACCGCCCGGCGAAGCCUUUUCGUGCGGCUGAACCCAGAAAGCGAGGUAUUUAAGUCGGUGAAAAAGCGCAACACCUUCGGAGUCUCGGAAGAAAGUGCCGUUGUGUCAACCAUCGUUUGGCUCCCGGGCACGCUUUGUACAGAGCAACUUGGACAGCUGCGUGUUUUCAGGCAAGCCAUCAACAAAGAAUGAAAGCAUUCAAACGAGCCCUGGAAGAAGAGCAUCGCCCGGAGCAGGAGCACUCCUCGGCUGUGUCAGACAGUGAUGACGGCUCUCCACUUGACCUGUCAGGAAGAGGGCUCUUUGGAAAACGCCGUCGCCGCGGCAACCUGCCCAAGGAGGCGGUGCAGAUUCUGCGGAGCUGGCUGUACGAGCACCGCUUCAACGCCUACCCAUCAGAGCAAGAGAAGCUCAGUCUCUCAGGCCAGACCAACCUCUCCGUGCUGCAGAUUUGUAACUGGUUCAUCAAUGCACGUCGCCGCCUCCUCCCUGACCUGCUUCGCAAGGAUGGAAAAGACCCCACCAAGUUCACCAUCUCCCGCAAGGUUGGUGGUAAAAUUGAAGGCCCGUCAUCUAAUGGAGGGGGAGCCAGCUCUCCAGAAAGAAACUCUUCCCCCAGCUCAUCUCAACAGCGCCCAUCUGUCAUCCGCUCUGCACCCACACUGGACCUCAGUCUUCUUGGGAACACAGCGACAGCUAUUCUGACAGGAGCAGGCUACCCGGGUAAAGAAGGAUCAGUCCAGGCGCUGAUGAAGCUGGAUACACAAAGUUUGCUGAGGGAAGCAGAGGAACAAGCUUGUCUUACCAGCACAACAAUGGCAGCUAGUCCCACCAGUGGCCUCUUCAACACGCCUCCUCCGACUCCUCCUGAGCUGUUCCCCACCCAGGACUUCAGCGAUUUGAGACUCUUAGUCGAUGCAGCUCUGCAGAGGGCAGCAGAGCAAGAGAACCUGAAGAGAGUCCAGGAGAGCCAGAACAAACCAACAGAGGCUGUAAAGACUGAACGAGUGGAGACACAGUGCAGUGCUUACAGCAGUGACAUGGGCCCCACACCACCUCCAGAAGAAAGCCAACAAGUCAUGGAUGCCUCUAGGGUGCAGAGUCUGAUGGAGAAGGCUAUGGCAGUCCCAGUGUCAGCUGUAAGUUCAGUGACGGCUCCAGUGCCUCAGUCCUCAGCAGCCUCUGUACUAGUUCCAGCUCCUGUCUUGGUCUCAGCCUCAAGGCUAUCUCCUCUCCCAAUGAAUAAAGUCAUCUGGAGCCCCUUGGAGAAGGACACAGCCAGAGCGGCCAGCCCAAACCAGCCUCAGCUCAUCCCAGCCCAUCUGCCACCUUUAGUGCCAUUGUCGGCUUCCGUCUUUGGACAGCCAAAUUCUCAGACCGCUGCUGCUGCUGCUGCUGCUGCUGCUCCAGCCAUCACCCCAGCUUCAUCAUCAGCUCCAGCCUCAAGCUCAGCUCCAGCUCCACUGCCGGCUACAAGGCCAGUUUCGGUGCCAUCACCAGUCCUUGUCCCGGUUACAAGUUCCACCCCUGUCACUGCUUCAAGCCAGGCUUCGUCCCCAACUGUAGCGCUUGUUCCAGCUUCUCCUUCCUCAGCCAUCACCUCUCUAACAUCUCCAAGAGGAGUCCCACUCUACCUGCCAUUCCACAAAUCCCCUUUAAUCCCCGUCACAGUUCCGUACGCAUCACCUGUUUCAACCUCAGCAUCGUCUCCAGCCCCUGUUCCCUCCCCAGUCUCUGCCUCUGCCAAAGCCUCAAUUCCUGUCCCAGCUUCAGCCCCAACGUCCUCCUCCACUCCAACAAUCGCACCUCUUGCAGGCCUUGCGUCCCACCUCACUCCUCCUCUUCAGCCCUCUUCCACAAGCAGCGCCAGCAGCAUUAGUAGCAGUACCCAGAGGAAUUCAGCAGUGGUGCCCAGUGUUUGGAGCUUGGUCCAUGCAGACGCCAGGCAAACGAGUUCUCUUCAAGUGGUAAAGACCCCCAUCACCACAGUGUGGGGCCAACAGCACAGCCUGCACACAGUGAGUGAAACUGUUAACUAGGAGCUGGAACUGGGCACCUUUUUUAUAUAUCUUGGGAGGAGAGAGGCCAGACUUUCCAUUAGGCUGGACAACACUGUAUAUAGGAGAAUGUAUCUACAUCGCCAGUCCAUUUUGACAUUAAAGCCUGUGCCUGCAGAAUACACAGCAAUGAAUUAGAUGUACAAACUGGGACAAAGUAACGGACAUGAGAUGUUUUAGAGAUGUGCUGUUGCAAGCAAAUUUUAUCGUUUAAUACGCUGUUCUUGACGGACGCCGUUGCUUGUAAGAACACUGUGGCGCCAUAUCUCAGAGUGAACACACUUAAGUGUAGAGUAAAUAUUUGUGCAAAGUUUUUGAUGACAUUUUCAACUCCCUUUCCACCUUACAAUUUUUGAGUGAGGCGGAAGAUAUCCCAUAAUUGUACAAAAUUUCAGUUAGCACCAGCAGAGUUAGCGUCUUCAGUAGCAGUACUGGACUUUGUUGAAUGUACAAAAGGCCCUGACAUCAAUGGCUAGGCUGCCUGGCAUCCAUUCCCCUUCGGGAUAGAAAGGAGGACAUUAGUGUUUUUUCUACGUACAGCAACAACUUCAUAGUCCUCCAUAGUGGUGCAAUUCAGGUGGUUUUUCAAAAAAUGUACUCUGUUCUUUACUCCACUAAAUUUUUCCUGUUUGUCUUUCUGUUGUGGUGGCAAUGAGCAGAGGGGAAAUUGAUUGUACUGCAGCAAGCCUGACUGAAUGACUCGCCUCGAUGUGUCUUUCUCCAUCGCUCUCCUCCUUGUCUCACUAUUUUCCUUUCUUAUUAUAGCUAAGAGGAUUCAUUGGCCCUCACAAAUUGUCGUCUCAGCCACUCAACACACGUGCUCAAGCACCGCGUCUUUCUUUGUCAUUUCCAAUCUAAAGAAUAUUCAAACAAAUGAGCAGUAUUCUCUCUGUAUUUGUUAUUAACGUUAUAUCUGUUACUUGUUUCUGACCUUGCUCAGUUGCGUACCUUUUGCAGGGAUUGUUGUUGAGGGGAUUUUGGGGGGGCUGUGAGUAUAGGAUGAAGGGGAGAAGGUCACAUUGGAUCUGUUACAGAAAUCAAUUUCAGUGGAGAGGUGAGCAGCUUGGUGAUCUGAUGACAUCAAGCUCUUACAGCUCCUGAAAUGAAAUGUUACACUUGCUGUGAGACAUGGCACCUUUAUCUUUUGUGGUGCAAGAAAACUUUAAAUGUUGGAUACUCUUAUUUAGAGGAUAAAUUAUACAGAUUUCCCUUGGGUCCAUGUAUUUCAAACAUAGAUGUCUUAAUAGUGGUAAAGCAAAUGUGGCAGAUGCACUGAAGUUGCUGAUAUGAUUUGCUUCUUUUUCUAGGAAGGUACAACAGCAUACAAAUUUUUUGUUUUGUUUUGUUUUUUUUUGUUUUUUUCCCCUCAUCAGUGCUAAGUGCCAGUAUUUAAUUCUAAUCAUUCAUAAAGCUCUAGUUUCUAUGAAACUGUUUUAGCAUAAACCACAAUAUAUGGCUGAAUUCCAACUGGACAUUAUUAACAGUAGCAUUGUGUGGAAAAGUCGGGUUCCCGCGUGAAUAACACUGUAGCAGAAUUAUCAUGUUUACCAGUGUCAUUGAGCCUUUGGUUGGUUCAAACGGUUACAUUUUGCAUGUGCAAGGACCUCGCAUCUAAUAUUAGGUCAAAAUACUGCUGAGCACUGAGCAACAUUCCCACCAAACCUCUCCAUUUUCUCAAACUCUAAUUUUCUACUUGUAUUUUCUCUUCUUUUUUGAUUUGUUUGUGUCUUCUCACUGCCAGUUAUUUUUUCUGUACAUCAGCAGAAUUUUUUUUGGUUACAGGUACUCACUAGGCUGAUUUGCAUUUAUACCUCAGUUUACACAGGUCAUGUCAGGUUUGGGUCAUAAGAGUAAUAUGUUAUUAAUAUUUAGUAAUGAUACUAAGUAUUAAAGUAAUAUUUUUAUUAUUCAUACUACAUUAUGCCACUAUGAUGACACCUAAUCAGUUGUGAUACUGGAAAUGGCUGGCUAAAGAUAUAGACAGGCAGGUUUUAUAUAGUAAGGUUUAUAUUGGGUUUUAGAUGAAAACUGGCGCUCAAAUUAGAGACGACAAUAUAUUGAUGUGUAAAUAUGUUCAAGGUCUUUUUUUUUUUUUUCUUUUUUUUUUUUUGUAUGUAUUGGCAUGAACUUUAUCUUAAAGUAUGUAGUUUCUUUACAGCCAAAUACAUUCAGAAAUGUUUUUUCAAAUUCAUGUUGUGAAUCAUGACUGACUGUUGGCAGUAUGACUAGCUGCUGUGCCUUAAACCUACGACUGAGGGAUGAUGUCCCCCUUUUUUUUU